This is a messenger RNA of Chara braunii, 3890 nucleotides long. NCBI's taxonomy places the organism in Eukaryota, Viridiplantae, Streptophyta, Charophyceae, Charales, Characeae. The record is from the annotation of a GenBank genome assembly.
GGUGGGAUACAGAUGACAGUCACGCGCUGCAAUUGGCCAUUCUGUUGUCCAGAUGAACCCCUCUGAAGGCCCCACCCACCCUUCCUCUCAUCUUUUGCCGUGGCGCACCCCCAACCCCCCUGUCCUACCCUCUAGUCUGACAAGUCGACCCCCUGUCCUACCCUUUAGUCUGACAAGUCGACCCCGUCCUACCCUCUUGUCUGACAAGUUGAAUUGGGGAGCUGGCGUGGUGAAGUUGCACUUCCAAAAUUGAUGAUUUGGUGGUGGUGCGGCGAGGCCCUUAUUGUCCUGGGUGGAUGCAACAAAGGAUGUGGGGGGCUGGCCCCUUUAUAAACGGACAGAAGAAAGAACUUGAAAAUUUUGUCGGAUGCCCCUGAAAGAUGUGCCCAUUUUGUUCGAAUGCCCCUAUAACCGGGGGUAUCGUGUCAUGGCCUCCUGACAGUCAUCAAAAUUUGCCGAACUUCCCACUUGUCGAUUGGACUUGGCCACAUAUGGUUAAUAGGUGGUGUCAUUUCCGGCGAAUUUUUCACUCGACCUGGCAUGUUUCGCAUGUACCCCUAUUGGGCACCUGUUCAACUUGUCCAGAUGCCCCGGUACUCCUGAGCGCUGGACCCUCCGAGUGCCCGAGUUUCACCCCAUCUCCUUUCUCGCGCGUGACCCACUGCUCAAACCCGGAGUGAAUCUCUCUCUCUCUCUCUCUCUCUCUCUCUCUCUCUCUCUCUCUCUCUCUCUCUCUCUCUAUCUAUCUAUCUCUCUCUCUCUCUCUCGUGCAGUCUUCUUUUCGUCGAGCGAACUGAGCAUCCACGUGGGCGAUGGGGAUCCUGCUCCUUGAGGAGACUCAAAUCGUACUUUGUUUUUCACAUCGGCAUUAUUUAGAGCAUACUGACACGAGCACUUUUUGGAAUAAGCUCUGGAGGUAGUUGCCGUCAGAUGCAUCCAGGUCAUGGUGGAACUCCGGUCAGGUGCAUCCACCGAAGCCCUACAGUAGGGUGAGUAUGCCCUGAGAGUAGGAGGUCAAGAAAAGAGGUGGGCGAGUACGUCGGCGCGGAAUGCGGCGCUCUACUGUUCGAAAUCUUGCCUCCUCACCACCCUGGCUUCGGCUGAAGGUUGUCGUCGCCGCAGUGUGUAGUACCAUUCCGUUCUGUUCUGUCCCGUUCACGGCGUCCUUCGUCCAGGUGAUCCCACUGUAAUCACUCACUGAUGAUCCGUCCGCCAUCGCUGCUUGUUCCUGGUUUGUGCCGCUGUGGGACCGGAAUUGCUGCUGUCCGCCGGCACGUGUCAGGGUUAGGACAUCAUCUGACGUGGCUAUUAUCGGCCCAAAGGAGUGGCAGGGAGGGGAGAGAAGAGAUCAUCAGCCAGGCCCUCGGAUCUUCAACAGCGUCUUCAAGCUCACGGCUUUUGUCACGUCCGCCAUGGCAUCGACCGAGACUGAGGGAGACUGCGACGAUGGAUCGGAUGGCGGCCUCGAACUCGCGUUCUUUCGCCAUUGCUGGGCGGCUGGGAGAGCCCGUCCCCGACAGCAUCCUUGUUGUUCCUCCUUUUGCGGCGGGCAUCGCGCAACAACACCUGUCAAUGAGGCGCCGGUUCUCGACCUCAUCAGCAGCAGCUUGCGGUGCUGUUGAAGUGCCGCGUGGCAAUGAAUCGAGCAGCUUAGCAGUCGGCAAGGAGGCAAGCGUUGUCAUUGCUGGAGAUACCGCCGCCCCCGUGGACGCGGGGAGGCAGGAGGAGGAUCUGCAGACGUCAUCAUCGUCGGCGGCGCGCAGUGAAGGCGACGGGAAGGGUGGCGGGAAAAAGCUGCUGGAUUUGUCGCAGUUCCCGCCAUCUCGAGUGCGCAAUUUCUCAAUCAUCGCUCAUGUGGAUCACGGCAAGUCCACUCUGGCAGAUCGCUUGCUAGAGCUGACACGUACGAUCCGCAAAGAUCACGGCCAGCCGCAAUACCUUGACAAGCUACAGGUGGAGAGAGAGAGGGGCAUCACCGUCAAAGCACAGACCGCCACAAUGUUUUUCGAUUACCCUGACGUAGCUUCUGCUGCAUCACCAUCUUUUCCUAACCCGUCAGGACAGCCAGGACCCACUGCCGAACCUACUCCCAAACCUGCACUCCCACUUUCCCGAACGGUGGUGAAUCCACCACCACCAGGGUUUGCUUCACUGUUAGCUACUACAACGGACUCGGUUCCAGGCCCAGGUCCAGGUCUAGGUCCAGGUCCAGGUCCAGGUCCAGUUUCAGUGCCAGUUGCAGGACGUGGUCAUGGUCUGUCCAAGGGGGCUGGGGUGGUGGGGCGGUACUUGCUGAAUCUUGUAGACACCCCGGGACACGUGGACUUCAGCUACGAGGUGUCCCGUUCACUAUCAGCAUGCCAAGGGGUCCUCCUUUUGGUGGACGCCUGUCAAGGGAUCCAGGCCCAGACUGUUGCAAACUUCUAUCUGGCUUUCGAAGCUGGUCUUACCAUAAUUCCAAUCGUCAACAAAAUUGAUCAGCCGAACGCCGACCCAGAGCGUGUGAUCUUGCAGUUGGAGCGCACAUUUGACUUGCCGGCAAGCGAGGUGCUGCUGACGUCAGCAAAAACUGGUCAGGGGCUGCACGCUCUGCUUCCGGCCGUGAUCGAACGCAUCCCGCCCCCAGGUGGUGAUCCCCUGCAACCCUUGAGAAUGCAAGUCCUCGAUUCUUUCUACGACGACUACAAGGGGGUGAUUUGUCACGUGGCCGUCGUGGACGGGUCCUUGAAGAAGGCAGACCGAGUGGUGUCCUGUUCCACCGGUCAGAGCUACGAGGUGCUGGAUGUGGGGAUAAUGCACCCUGAGCUCACGCCGACCGACGUCCUGCUGACCGGACAGGUUGGGUAUGUGAUCACGGGAAUGCGGAGUACGCAGGAGGCCAGCGUGGGGGACACCUUUCAUCAUGCCAAGUGCCCAGUGGAGCCGCUGCCUGGGUUCAAGCCCGCAAAACACAUGGUCUUUGCAGGGGUCUAUCCUGCAAACGGUUCGGAGUUCGAGGCCCUCGAGAGCGCUGUCGCCCGACUGACUUGUAAUGACCCCAGUGUGUCCGUCAGCAAGGAAACCAGCGGUGCCCUUGGCGUUGGCUUCCGCUGUGGGUUCUUGGGGCUCCUGCACCUGGACGUUUUUCACCAACGGCUCGAUCAGGAGUACGGAGCUCAAGUCAUCACCACCACUCCCACUGUUCCCUACGUAUUUGAGUAUGCAGACGGGACCCGCUUGGAUGUGCAGAAUCCAGCCACGGUCCCCGCACGACCCACAUCACGUUUGGUAAAGGCCAUGGAGCCGGUGGUCACGGCAACCAUCAUUGCCCCAGCAGAGUACGUUGGCAGUCUGAUGACCCUUUGCACGGAGAGGAGAGGGGAGCAGCUCGAAUACUCCUUCAUUGACAGCAGCCGGGCCUUGCUCAAGUACCGGCUUCCUCUCCGGGAGGUGGUCACCGAUUUCUACAACCAGCUCAAAGGGUUGACCUCAGGAUACGCCUCCUUCGACUACGAAGAAGCCGGGUACCAGGAGGCCGAUUUGGUGAAGAUGGAUGUGCUUCUGAAUGGCCAGCCGGUUGAUGCCCUCAGCUCCAUAGUCCACAGGAGCAAGGCGCAGCGCGCAGGCAGAGAGCUCGUGGGGAGGCUGAAGAAAGUCAUUGACAGGCAAAUGUUCGAGGUAACGAUCCAAGCAGCCAUUGCAGGCAAACCCAUUGCGUCGGAAACGCUGUCCGCCAUGCGUAAGAACGUCCUAGCGAAGUGUUAUGGAGGAGAUGUCACUAGAAAACGCAAACUACUGGAGAAGCAGAAGGAAGGGAAGAAGAGGAUGAAGAGAAUAGGCAGCAUAGAUGUUCCCCAAGAGGCCUUCCAUCAGUUGCUGAAGACCUGAGCCAAUAAAUUGUCCAUGAUGUU